AUGACGUUGCGGAGAGAAACGGGGUUAGCUGAUGCCAAAGUCAACCUCGUCGACAUCCCUUCUGCAUACCCGCCUUGCAUUCCGAAGCUUAACCGAUUUGUGAGCUGGCGGCUCUCUGAGUCUUUCAAAGGGUCCCAGACCUUCACUUACACUCUCCCGCGGUCAUGUCAUCUCUCCCAUGAUGAGAAGGGCGGAGUCAACUCUGGCGAAGCAUCUGCCGCAGAAACGUCUGCAGAAGUACUCUCUACGGAGCCAUCCUCUGCAGAGCCAUCGCAUACGGCCGUUAGCCCAGAGAGACCAGCACCCCUCGAGAUCGUGUAUCCAUUCAAAUCUGCAGGGUAUAGAAAUCAGCCUAUUGUAAUGAAGACGUCUCGCACGACUACCGCUAAGUUUGGACGAUUUUGGCUUCGGGACAAUUGCCAGUGUUCUGAGUGUGUCCAUCCAGAUACAAGACAACGAAGCGUGGACACCUUCUCCAUACCGCCGGAUGUGACCCCGAAAAAGGUCACCUACGAAGAGCAAAUCGCUAAAGUACAGUGUAUGCCCCCCAUUCUCUUGUUCCUGGGUAUCAGGGCUAACCGCAUGGAAGGGUCUGAUGGCCACCAGGGUGUCUACCCAGUUAACUGGCUAAAUAGUCUUGCACCGUUGAAAAAUCGUGCGGUUGACAAGUCACUGCCAAAUAAGAAAAUGAGAAAGUUUAUCGCCCAUAAGCCUGAAAGAACCUCUUACCCAACAGUCUUAUAUGAAGAGGUGAUGUCUAGUGACGAGGGCUUGUGUCAAUGGCUUCACAAUAUUUAUCUCCAUGGCUUCUGCUUCGUCAAAGGUGUCCCCGUUGACCCAGAAUCAACCAAGACCCUCCUGGAGAGAAUCGCCUUCAUCAGACAUACUCACUAUGGUGGCUUUUGGGACUUUACGGCCGAUUUGACAUUCAAGGACACUGCAUAUACCACAGAGUUCCUUGGUGCACAUACAGACAAUACGUACUUCACUGACCCGGCACGGCUUCAACUGUUCCAUCUAUUGUCACAUACCGACGGUGAUGGAGGCGCCAGCUUGCUUGUCGAUGGCUUUUGGGCUGCAAAAAUCAUGCGAGCAGAAAAUCCGCAAAACUUCCAAGUGCUAGCAGCAAUGCCGCAGCCGUUCCAUGCAAGCGGCAAUGAGGAAACCUGCAUCCAGCCCACAGAACAAAUGCCCAUUUUCAAGAUCCACCCGCAGUUUAAUUACCUGUAUCAAAUCCGCUGGAACAACUAUGAUCGGGCGGCUAAAAAGGACUGGACUGUAGAAGAGCAGAAUAGAUGGUACAAUGCAGCCCGGCACUUUAACGACAUAAUCACACGCGAGAAAAUGCAGAUAUGGACCCAGCUAGAGCCAGGAACAGCACUUAUUUUCGACAACUGGAGGAUGCUUCAUGGUCGCUCCGAAUACACCGGAAAGCGGAGGAUGUGUGGCGGAUACAUCAACAGCGAUGACUACGUUUCGCGUUAUCGCCUCUUGAGGUUCGGCAGAGAGAAGAUCCUGAACAACAUAGGCAACUUUAUGGGACGCAUCGACAACCCGAACUUCUUCCUGUAG
Messenger RNA from Aspergillus nomiae NRRL 13137, 1572 nucleotides. RefSeq names its product putative trimethyllysine dioxygenase TmlH. Bases 1 to 1572 code for a protein of 523 amino acids. Gene Ontology annotation, biological process: carnitine biosynthetic process. Gene Ontology annotation, cellular component: mitochondrion. The record is from RefSeq and is a predicted model, not a curated record. Gene Ontology annotation, molecular function: iron ion binding; trimethyllysine dioxygenase activity. The transcript has 11 exons. Lineage: Eukaryota; Fungi; Ascomycota; Eurotiomycetes; Eurotiales; Aspergillaceae.